AUGGCAAAAAUUGUGUAUCGAUGCAAAGGGGUAUUAAGAAGGAAAAGUAAUGCGUACGACCAGAUAGUUCUUCCCAGGAAGUACCACUCGUUGGUUCUGAAAGAACUUCACGACAAAAUGGGCCAUAUUGGAUCUGAUAGAGUCUUACAUCUCGCGAGAGACCGUUUCUACUGGCCUCGAAUGCAAAGAGAUAUAGAACACUACGUGAAGAACCAAUGUCGAUGUGUUAAACAGAAACCUCCCCGAUUAAAGAACAGAGCCCCGUUACAGCCGAUUAUAACCUCUUCACCAUUCGAGUUAAUAUCUAUUGACUUUGUCCACCUAGAGCAAUCAAGUGGAGGUUUCGAGUACAUCCUUGUAAUCGUCGACCAUUUUACGCGAUAUGCACAGGCAUACCCAACCCGGAACAAAGCGGGAAGGACAGUGGCUGAGAAACUGUUUAAUGAUUUUGUGUUACGUUUCGGGUUCCCUGCGAAAAUCCACCACGAUCAAGGCGGAGAGUUUGAAAACCAACUCCUCUCUCGGCUUGAACAACUUUCGGGUGUCAAACAUUCCCGCACUACACCGUACCAUCCACAGGGUAAUGGGCAAGUCGAACGUUUCAACAGGACACUGCUCGACAUGCUAAGAACACUCCCGGAAAACGAAAAAUCUCGUUGGAAAGAUCACGUAAACAAAGUAGUACACGCCUAUAAUUGUACUAGAAAUGAUUCAACUGGAUAUUCACCAUUCUUCCUUCUUUUCGGGCGUCAUCCACGUCUACCUUUCAGUCAGCGAAGGAUUUAG
Molecule: messenger RNA, 786 nt
Organism: Paramuricea clavata
Lineage: Eukaryota; Metazoa; Cnidaria; Anthozoa; Malacalcyonacea; Plexauridae
Source: the annotation of a GenBank genome assembly